This is a messenger RNA of Lethenteron reissneri (Far Eastern brook lamprey), 13664 nucleotides long. Its product is annotated as collagen alpha-6(IV) chain-like. Gene Ontology annotation, biological process: extracellular matrix organization. NCBI's taxonomy places the organism in Eukaryota, Metazoa, Chordata, Hyperoartia, Petromyzontiformes, Petromyzontidae. Gene Ontology annotation, cellular component: collagen trimer. Gene Ontology annotation, molecular function: extracellular matrix structural constituent conferring tensile strength. The record is from RefSeq and is a predicted model, not a curated record.
UCCUUUCCUCUUGCGAACUUUGCUGUUCGCUUCGGCUGCCCUUCCAUAACUCCUCGACCAGCACACACGCGCGCGCGCGCACGUUUCGCCGUUCUGCAAUCGGCGUAUACGGCUGGUGGGGGGGUGGGGGGGCGUUCGGGAGAACCUCUUGUGAACGUGUUGCUGGAGUCGUUUCGUGAUACACAGAGGAGGGGGAGUUUUGUUGGUGGUUGUUGGGUGGAGAGGUGAAAUCGGGGGCCGAACAACGUCAGUCGUUCAACAGCAGCGGCAGACUGGAGAAGCGUCGACGGUGACCGGAGAGGAGAGGCGAGCAGAGAGUCAUAGGCAUCUCCUCGCAGUCGGCAGAGGCUCGCAAAGAUGCGGUGGGUGGCCGUGCUGUUCGCGUUAGCAAUCUGCACGAGCACCGCCAAUGCGGGUAACAAGGUGUACAACGGACCGUGCAAUGGGCGCGACUGCUCCGGUGGCUGCAAGUGCUUCCCGGAGAAGGGGUCGAGGGGACAUCCAGGAUCCAUCGGCCCUCAGGGACCAAAAGGAGUUCCAGGCUUUCCAGGCCCCGAGGGCGUAGCAGGCGCUGCGGGAAGGAAAGGAGAUGAAGGGACCCCAGGUUUUGCCGGGGAGAAGGGAGAAAAAGGCCCCAUUGGCGUUCCAGGCUUCCCUGGUAAUAAUGGUGUUCCGGGCCACCCUGGCCAGCCCGGAGUGAGGGGCAUCCCCGGCCUCGACGGCUGCAACGGCACGAGGGGAGACGCCGGUUUCUCCGGAGACAACGGAUACCCCGGAUCGUCGGGCCGCCCGGGAAUAGUUGGGCCUAAAGGCCAGAAGGGAGAACCUGUCACCACACCUCCCGGAUACAAGGGCGCGACGGGAGAAAAUGGCUACCCAGGACAAGAUGGCCUCCCCGGCCAGAGCGGAUUUGUGGGGCAACCAGGGCCAGCUGGCCCCCCAGGACCUCUGGGCUUCCCUGGUCCACCCGGCCCACCUGGCUUGCAAGGAGAAAUGGGCAAUCCGGGUAUUGGACGCCAAGGAGAGAGAGGUGAAAAGGGUGAAGUCGGCCCUCCUGGUCCUCCUUGGAACGGCUCUCCAGUCAAGGGGCCUGGCACCAGCCCCCUGCUAAAGGGGCUGAGUGGAGACAAGGGAGACCGAGGCUUUGAUGGAAUUUCCGGCGCUUUCGGGAUUCCUGGCGUCGACGGCCUCCCAGGGCUUCCUGGGCCGAUGGGAGAGAAAGGAAUCAUAGGUCUGCCUGGCCCAAGGGGUUUUCCUGGAGAGGAUGGAAUUCCUGGACAUCCAGGAAAGAAGGGCUACAUGGGGAACCCUGGCAUCCCGGGAAAGAACGGCAAUCCUGGAAUUAAGGGCGACCGAGGAGAAAUAGGGCCCGCCGGUCCCACCAUUUUCCUGUCGCAAAAUGGAAUCACCAAAGGGCCCCCUGGUGACCCUGGUCCGAGCGGACCCCGUGGCCUGCAGGGAGACUCUGGGUACCGUGGCCAACCUGGGUUGCCCGGGCAACCCGGCUCCCCGUCGUUUGGAAGAGGCGAGCCAGGCCAUAUUGGUGCCCCAGGAUUUCCAGGACCGCGUGGAGAGAAGGGAGAUGCCGGCCUUCCUGGCUCCGGAUUGCCAGGUCUUCCUGGACUCGACGGAUCUCCCGGUUUCCCAGGGAUUGCUGGGCCCCCGGGCAUUCCUGGACAAUUAAUAAUAGACCCUAACUAUAGGGGUGAUGGACAAAUUGGAGACCCAGGCUCCAGUGGGCCUCACGGACAUCCUGGAUCGGCCGGUGACAAAGGAGAUCAAGGAGACCCGGGCGACUGUGCUUGUAACGGUGGCGGUGGUGACUCCGGAUUUCGUGGACCGCCAGGGUUAGCCGGUCCGCCAGGGCAAACAGGAAACCCAGGUUAUCCCGGGCAGAAUGGGUUACCCGGAGACCCCGGCCUUCCCGGCAAUCCUGGCCAGCAAGGAAUUCGGGGUUUUUCUGGAGAGUUUGGUAUUCAAGGACCCAAAGGACAGAAAGGAGACUCAUACAUCCCAACUUUGAAAGGUCCCAAAGGAAACCGUGGCGAUCCAGGAUUCCCGGGGACUUCAGGAGCACCAGGCCAGCCCGGCAGAGAUGGGUUCCCAGGACAGCCGGGUGCAAAAGGACGUCCCGGCGAUGGUGGGCAGGGCCUGGUUGGUGACAAGGGAAUGCCAGGCUUCCCAGGAGUUCCUGGCCAGCCUGGAGCGAUUGGAGCAACUGGACCAGGAUUCCCAGGAGCUCCAGGCUCACGAGGGCCUGCUGGAGAGCCCGGACAAGAAGGAUAUCCUGGGCCCAUCGGACCUCCAGGAAUGCCAGGUGAUGUCCUGCCGUGUGUGAUUCCUGGACCGGCCGGGAGCACAGGCCCCCCGGGACUUCCAGGAGGUCCAGGCCCGAAGGGGGAGUCUGGUUUCCCAGGAGUCCCCGGGCAGCCUGGAUUUACCGGGCCGAAGGGACAGCCUGGUGACCCAGGCUGGGUAACGUCCCCUGGUUCACCAGGCCAACAAGGUGAGCGGGGCGACCCAGGAGUACCCGGUUCUCCGGGUUUCUUGGGACAGCCCGGCCUGCCAGGGAAACCUGGAUUGCCCGGAGUCCACGGAGCAAAGGGCGAGAGAGGCGACGUUCUGUUCGCCACUCCCGGAGAACCCGGGGAUCCGGGGAGACCGGGAUUUUUGGGAAUCAAGGGAGAGAGGGGCACGCCAGGCCGGCCCGGCAUGCCAGGAGGGGACGGUCGCCCCGGCGGUAACGGAUUCAAGGGAGAACGAGGCAAAGACGGGCAGCCAGGCUUCCCCGGGAGCCCCGGACCCCCCGGCAUUUCCGGGGGUGAUGGAUUCCCAGGGCCGCCUGGGCCCCCUGGUCCACUCGGCCCACCUGGAAGAGCAGGCAGGCCUGGUCUGAAGGGCUCUCCCGGAGACAGUGGCAUCCCAGGCCCCUUCGGGAUGAAGGGAUUGCCAGGGCCACCUGGGUUUGCGGGCCAACCAGGGUCCAAGGGCUUCCCUGGCCCUCCAGGGAGCCCUGGGUUAAAUGGCGUUCCUGGAUCUUCAAGUGUGAAAGGUGCACAGGGUAGCCCUGGUGUGGAUGGCUUUCCUGGGAUGCCUGGACAGAAGGGUUCCCCAGGAUACCAAGGGGUUAAAGGGCAGCCCGGCCCACCAGGAUUCCGGGGCGGAAAAGGUCCCUUUGGCCCCAGUGGACAAAAAGGUGAUCGUGGUGAUCCUGGCCUGCCAGGAGAUUUUAUACAUGUUCUACCAUCUGAAAUACGUGGAGAUCUGGGUGAUCCGGGCUCGCCAGGUGUUCCCGGCUUCAGCGGACCAAGGGGUGAUGAAGGCAUGCCCGGUUUCCCUGGAAGCCCCGGGUCCCCAGGCCGCCCAGGCAGCCCCAAUUUCAGUAAAGGUCCCCCUGGAGAUCAUGGCCGCCAAGGUGUCCCCGGCUCCCCUGGGUUCCCUGGACCCAGAGGCAGCCCCGGCAUCGUGGGUUUCCCAGGCUUGGUCGGGGAGCAGGGGCAGCCGGGCAGCUAUGGCCCUGCAGGGCAACCAGGUUUCCCAGGGUCGCCUGGCAUCAAAGGUGAUCCUGGUGAUGCCACGGGAUUCCCUGGGCCACCAGGCCGCAAAGGAGAGAAGGGAAAUCGUGGUGUGGAUGGAGAUACUUUUUCUUUCGGACCGCCCGGAGAUCGGGGCAGCGAUGGCCACCAGGGCGCCUGCGGUGAAAAUGGACUUCGCGGAGACCCGGGCCGAGCUGGCCAACCUGGGUUCCCCGGGCUGAAAGGAAUGCCUGGUUUCGACGGGCGUCCAGGGUUGGAUGGACAACCCGGAAAUCCGGGUUUCCCUGGGUCUCCUGGAGGCCCCGGCCAAAAAGGUUUCCCUGGGGCUCCGGGCCUCCAUGGCUUGAAUGGACUUCCAGGAUCCAAGGGCCCUCCAGGGACACAAGGUCCGUCUGAGCCAGGUCUGCCCGGGCCACCAGGCUUCCCAGGCUUGAAGGGAUCGGAGGGGGAGCCAGGCAGAGGAGGUAACGAGCUUGGGCCAACAGGCCUCAAAGGAUCCAAGGGCGACCCAGGGUGCACCGGUCCGAUUGGCCGGCCCGGCAUCCCGGGCCUUCCAGGACAACCUGGCUUCAUAACCGGAGAUCGUCCUGGCGCACCUGGGAACGUCGGCUCACCCGGUCCAAGCGGACCUCCAGGUCGCCCAGGGCCCCCUGGAGCGCCCGGACUUCCGUCGCUACAGGUCGAGAGGGGAGAACCAGGAUAUCCGGGAAUACCGGGAGGACAAGGGCCGCCAGGAUUCCGCGGGAACGACGGUCUUCCUGGAGUUCCGGGACCUCCCGGUCCUUCCGGGCAAAAGGGUCUGAAAGGAGACCCUGGCCAAAUGGGAUUCCCUGGCAGAGAUGGCCUUUCGGGUGACCCAGGAUACACGGGGAUAAAAGGGGCCAUGGGUAAUUCAGGGCCACCAGGCCCCCCAGGCCCUCCUGGCCCAAUUCCAAGGCCAGAAGACAUCAACAUUCCUCCCGGAAUCCCCGGAACCCCAGGCACACCUGGAGCCAUGGGAGACGAGGGUGAAUCCGGAAGACCAGGCUUUCCCGGAAGCGCAGGCAAAAAGGGCAGCCCAGGAUAUCCAGGAAAGCCAGGCUUGAAUGGCCUGCCAGGCCCAGAGGGGAGCCUUGGAGACCCAGGUAUUCCUGGGCAACCAGGACAGGUUGGCUCACAAGGUUCUCCGGGAAAUCCAGGCACCGUGGGCAUUCCCGGAAUGCCGGGCCGCGGCGUGAACGUGGGCUUCCUGCUCGUCAAGCACAGCCAGACGGAGCAGGUGCCGCAGUGCCCCGUGGGCAUGGCCAGGGUGUGGGACGGAUUCAGCCUGCUGUAUGUGGAAGGCAGCGAGAAGUCCCACAACCAGGACCUGGGCAUGGCCGGCUCCUGCCUGCCGCGCUUCAGCACCAUGCCCUUCGUCUACUGCAACAUCAACGAGGUGUGCAACUAUGCGUCGCGCAACGACAAGUCCUACUGGCUCUCCACGACGGCGCCUAUCCCCAUGAUGCCCGUGGCCGAGGAGCAGAUCCGGCAGUACAUCAGCCGCUGCUCGGUGUGCGAGGCACCGUCGCAGUCCAUCGCCGUGCACAGCCAGGAUGUGAGCAUCCCGCCGUGCCCCACGGGAUACCGCAGCCUCUGGAUCGGCUACUCCUUCCUCAUGCACACGGCGGCCGGCGCGGAGGGCGGCGGUCAGUCGCUGGCUUCGCCAGGCUCGUGCCUCGAGGACUUCCGCGCAACUCCCUUCAUCGAGUGCAACGGCGCCCGCGGCACCUGCCACUACUUCGCCAACAAGUACAGCUUCUGGCUCACCACGGUGGACCCGGCGCGGCAGUUCGAGGACUCGCCGCCGCCCGAGACCAUCAAGGCCGGGCAGCUGCGCACGCGCGUCAGCCGCUGCCAAGUGUGCAUGAAGAACCUCUGAUGGAGAAGCACCCCCCGCCCCCAUCCCCGGACUGUAGCGGCAGAGGGCCCGUAAACUGCAAGCGACGGCGCGUCGUCGGCUGAACGGCGAGCAGUUUUAAAUCCGUUUCCGUUAUUGUUUCAAAGCCGUGUAAAUGUUUAUAUCAGGGGGAUUCGAAGAGAUAUGCUCGCGCACCAUGGAAUUAACGGUUGAAAGAAAAAAUGUUUUAUUCGUGCCGUGUGUUUUUCUUAUUUCUUUUUUGGCGGCAAUGCGACUGCGUGAUUGCGCAAUGUGCAUCGAUCAAACACAUUGGCAAGACCGCGAUUCGCGGGGAUUUUCGAUCGCUGACCCUUUUAGCUUUUGAGCGAGCCGCUGGGUGCCGUGCCUUGACGUUCGCACAGAGACAGCGCCGUGUAAAGGUGUGCGCUUCUGGCGUCGAGGAAGUACUUUUCCCAAAGCGUCAAAUCUGUGACGGGCGUGGGCAGGGAAAUCAUUGGCGUGCGGGCGGACAGUAGCUGCUGCUUGUUGCCUUGGUUGUGUUGCAGUUAAACACGGCACUCAUCGGGCAGUCGAAUUAAGUGCCCAAAGAGAAUAGUGCAAAAUGAAGUAAGCAAACGUAAUGAUAGGGACGCUUAUGAAUACAAUUGUACUUUUUCAUCAAUUAAAAAGCCCAACAGCUCGCAAGAUAGCUUGUGUGUGUGUGUCACUGCAGAGAGCACACGUUUAGUCAAAAGUACCCAAGGUGCAGAAAGGAAGUGAAUGCAUACAUCCAGUCUCGUUUUUCAUCCCUUUUCACAUCCGCGUAUCCUAUCAGCGAUAAGUCCAGGUGAUGCUGCAAGCCAGAGCAGUCAACACGUCGGCCCGUUACCUCGUCGCAAGUACCAAUGUAUUUGGGUGCUGAAACUAAACAACCUUGAAAUCGCCUCGUCCGUCCGUUUGUCACCUCUGGGUCCGUGUAGGAGGUGGUCAGAUAGGUGGGAUGUGGAGGAGGGGGGGGGGAGCCCAUUGGCCGACUAUCGCAUUGACUGCUGAGCGAGAAGCUAUCCCCAUUGGCCACCAAAAUCCCAUAUCGAGUCAAACAAAAACUGAAAGCAUCCGCCCUGGCCCUUCAACGUUACCGACACGCUGGCCUGCCAAUGUUUUAUCUUUUAACAUGUACUUUCGAUCACAUCGUGCUAAGUCUUGACGUAUUCGGUUUCGGACGAUACGUCGCAAUCGUGAACAUAUUGGGUUUAGAGGUUGUCGCCCAAAUGGCUCGUACGAUGGGAGUGGGUGCACGAGACCAUAUUUGAGUGGCACAUUGUUUUGGCACAGUUCCACUCGGCCUGUACGCACGGCACGAGAGUAGAACACACCGCGCACAGCCCCUGCAAUAUGUACUGUAUUUCUCAUAGGCCGAGCUUCGUGUUAGUGGGGGGCUGGGUGGGGGUCCUUUGUAGCGGUCUCAGAAGACGCUUGUUGUUUGAGAUUUGUGACCGCUGUGCCGUGUGGCUGGGUGCAUGUCACUCUUUAUAUUAUUUUUCUACAAUGGUGCUCAGAAGAAAUGCUUCCAGGAACGAGAGGGUGAAGGAAAGAAAAGCGCUCGUUUGACAGCAUCAUGACUUGGCAGUCGUAACAAGGUCGUAAACACAAACACCGCGCGGCUCUGUAUCGUUCUUUUGCGGAAGGCUAAGAGAUGGGAAAAGUCUCAAAAUCAUAAACCCCGAGACGUAAAAAAAUAUCUCAAUAAUGUUCUGUAUGUGUGUACAUUUUAAUUCUGGCUGCUGCUGACCGGUGAACAUUAUCACUGUCAACAUUACACACGUGAGGUUCAAUUGUCUGCGAAGGCUGGGGUGAUUGAGUCGCCUGUAUGAAGACAUCCUUCAUGGUCUGAGGACUCUCUCGCACAGCCACAGCGACGGGAGCAUCAAAAGACUGUUCAGCAUGUGCUUGUGCCCUGGGCCUCACACAAUCGAGGGCCCACAACAGGAAAUCCUGUGUUUUUGUCACGAAUGAAAUAGGUAGGCCCCAGGUGGAGCUAGGCUGCCCCCACCCCCACCGCGGAUUUAUCCAUGGAAAAUCCUAUUAUCCACGCAUUCAAUCGAUCAAUCUUUAUUUUACGUGCCAAUAUCAGCCCUCGGUGAAGUUGGCAUCGGUGCACAUUACAGCGGAACGGGAACUUUACCAGGGGCACGGAAGCAACAGAAAUGAGAACCCCGUCACGUGCCAUAAGCGGCUAACGCCAACCGAGCAAAGUAAAUUGCAAACGCGCGCAAAAUAAAAGUGCAACCGUGCGGCAACGAAUCGCAUAAGAAAGUUAAUUGGUAAAUAAAUGAAAAGAAAAGACGGUUUUCAUUUAACUUUUUUCGUUCAUCCGAAGAUCAACGCUGACCUCAAACAAGGCAGCAAAUUAUUCCUGAAUGUAUGUGCUUACCGCAGGUGAUUCGCCUACACACAGUCGACCGGAUUAAGCUAAAUUAUUCCCAUUUCGACGCUUAUCCACAAGUCGGAUGUCACCCAAACGUGGUGGAAAAAUCAUCCCCAUUAUCCGUGUUCCCGGAUAUUAGGAUCCACCAAUUCCGCUCCUUGUGGAUGCGUAUAAGAAUAAUUUCACGAUAAGGUAUUCUCAUGACUGUAUUUUUACCGAAGCAAAAAAACAUGCCCAUAUAUUUCAACAACUAUCUAUCUAUUUUAAACGUGAGUGGAAUGAAGACAUCACUUGUUGCUUAUGUCAAGUAUGCAAAUGCGACAGCACAAGUGAGGUUUUUUUUUUUCAUAAUAAAAAAAAGAAUUUCCAAUUGUCAGGGCAAACUUGAUAACAGUUUUUAGCAUCAGUGUUCAUUGUUCAAAUCCACUUCGAUAAAACUCACACGUGUGCCGCGGGCAUCAGUCUAUACUAUCUCCUGACCCAAAGUUCUCACCUCCAAACGCCAUCCUUUAUCUCAAACUCGUUGCUCCAAAGCAAGUCUAUUGACGAAGCCGAAGUACGGAGGCACACGGUAGCAGAGGUUGGCCCUCUCACUGACCCAGGCACCCGCUAAUUCACCCAACCCCGGCCUCCACUCACGCCGUCCACACACAUCAAGCAAAAGGGAUUUCCUUCCACGGGUCAUUCACUGGAGGCCAAAGUUCCUUCCACUCGGGGCAUCAACUCUCGCCGGAAACCGUCACCAGCAAUCAUUGAGGACCGUUGCCGCUGUUUCGCAACGUAAACAAAUUAGUCACCCAAAUCUGGGCGAAGUCUAUAAUCGCUGCUUCAUUGAGUGGGCACAAUCGCGAUGGUAACUUCCGAUCAAAUCGCAGACACGGGGUGGGGUGCACAUGGCGACCUUGAAGUUGUUGUGCUCCGUGAACCAAUCGCAGGGAAUUUUUAAACACGCGCGCUUGCGUUCCGUGGACAGACCGAACGAACUCCCGUCACCUCCCAAUGCCAUUGCCGCACAAAGUGGCCGUGGUUGCUCCGAAGAAAAUGCGUUUGCCCGGUCAUGAUUGUUUGGUGACUUGUUGCCGUGAAAUUGCCCCGAUCGUAUCGUAGUAAUUCAUAUUCUUAGGUUUUUUUCGGUAAAGUCACGUAGGUAAAAAAAUUAAAUUAAUAAAAGUAAAAUAAAAAAUAAAAUAAAAAUCACGACGUUUCGGAGGCAACACAAGCUUUACCGAAAAAACCUAAGAAUAUAAAUCCUUGCAGUCACGAAAGCUUCAAAUCUAGAACGUAUCGUAGUAAGUUAGAGCCUCUGCUGUUGUUCGUAUCCAGGGGCGACUGGGCCCAAGGCCCCUUUAGCUACUGGAGCAAUGGCUCCUGCAAAGUCAGUCUUUUAAAAACUCAGGACGCAGGAGAUGAUGGCAAGCACAGCAUUCCGAUGUGGGAGGUGUGGGCCUUAAAGUCCACCGACAGCGCCACCACGCCUAAGGUGUCCUAAAGUUGUUGUGCCCCAUGCGACAUCGACAUUAGAAAUUAGAGCAGCAGCGAUAAUGGCUAUCACUUGUCCCCAUCAGCGUUCUCAAACUCGGUGCACGGGUAAUGUUGGCUUUUGUUUUAACUGCCUUCACGUGGCUGAGCAUGGCUAAACUUAAAUGUUAUUUGUCUGUGUUUCUAUGACUUUCCAACGCAAAAUUACCCCUUGUGGCAAGACUAUCGAAGAAACUGGGGAAACAUUUGACGCUUGAGUAACCGGCGUGUACACUACGGUUGAUGAUUACAAAACAAACGAGAUUUUUUAUUGCAAAAUCCACUGUAUUUUAAAAUCUGUAUUUCCAUCUAAUCUUGCUUUCAGGGAGAGAAGAAAAAUGUCCUUUGCGUCACAGACUUUGUAAACUUCCUUUUCCCGAAGCACAAUUUAAUAAUCGUUUCAUUAAUUAGCAUUUACCUUUGUACACGUUUAAAAAACUGCUUCGUGGAAGUUGUACUCAAACAUUAAGUGUGAACAUGGCAAAAUGUACGUCGACUGACAGGCCUGUUUUAACUACUCGCAGAGUGUAGCAGUCUAUAUUUAGUAACAGUCUAUAUUGAGUAACAGUAUGCAUUUAGUAACAGUCCAUAUGUUGCACCCUCUCCAUCCCCAUACGUGCAUCCCCCUCAUGGUGGUAUCAGUGGACGACUCGCUCAGAGCAAGUUGCUGCACAAAUUCCCUUUUCUCAUCUUCACAUACAGAAAACAAAAAAUCAGCCUCCUCUUUGAGAAAUUAUCUCUGUUCCCCCCACCACCACCCUAAAAAAAAAAGUCUGGAACUCCCUUUCCCCUGCCAUUCGUGCUGUCGAAUUCCUGCCUCUCUUCAAUUCCACACUCAAGACCCCUUACUCGUUUUUCUGCACGUGACUGACUUCCCCGUCUCUCUGUAUGCAUCGAAUCUUCCCGCUGUGUCUCUAUCAAGUGUUUUGAGACGCGGUGACGUGCACACGCUGUGUAAAAACAAAGUGUGUUGUAAUUGUUUUGGAAUUGACCCUUUUGCACCUCCAGUUUGCACACUGACUUCCAAACCAAUGGCAACACUCUGUGGCCUUCACAACAAUAAUUCCCAAAGCGAAGCACCGGAAUUUAGAAGACGUCGUGGCUCAUGUGAUGAUGUUGCAUCCUGGUAUGAUGACAUUAUAUAGUCUGAACAAAAAAACGUAUCCUGAUCUACUGUCAAACCGUCGGCAAUGUUGAACGGGUAAUGCCACUGCAGCUAGCAUCAGGUUUGUGUGCACUACAUAAUCCAUAAGAAUCCACACAGGGCAAUCAGAAGCUUGACAUACUUGAAAAGGACAAUUAUCUACAUUGAAUGUGGUGCUCGCGUGAAUUGAGUCGGUGUUUUUCAACCUUUUUAAGCCACCAAUUCUACGGUGGCGCCCUUUGCGAAUCGAAUGCCACGGCUAAUUAGGGUGCAAUCACUUCAGACCGAAAUCCACAAUUCAUACCACUGCCGUGUGAGACUGCCUGACAUACUGCAAAAAACGUGUUAUAUUACGUGUUACACUGCAAUUAAAGUCCCCUUUUUGGAUGGAAAUUACAUCAAAACGCGGAGGUAUAAUUUAAAUGAAUACCUUUUAAAGAUCUUCAUUUUUUCCCCCUGAUCUGUUUCUGAAGUGAAUCUAUUGCAGCCAGCAGAAAACCCUGCGCUGGUGAUUAUAGAAGUCUGCCGAAGAUCGAGAUGCUGCCACCGUUUAAAAGUGAAUAGACGCGGGCAGUUUGGUAUGAUUACACUCGUUUAAUGGGCAAAAAAACACAAGUACAUGGAAGCAUGUGACGGGCUUUGAAAAGUCAGGUUUCUUUUUUUUUUAAGAUAACUGCAAAGUACAAUAUUGUACUGUAGAGCAAAAUGCAUUUUUUUAUUGUUUCUACAAAUGUUUUAAUAACAGACAAAAAAAUAUCUCCUUCGGUUACAGGAAAUAUGUAGAGAAUUAAAUGUUUAUAUUUUUCAAAUGAGCUCAGGAAAAAAAAAAAACCUUUUCUUUAAUGCCAAAUUAAAUUCGCAUGAACAGCGAUCUGACAACGACCUCUUGAGAGCCGGUCUGCACCAGCUGUAAAACAGCUGACAUCGCUCGCAAGAUCAGAGCGCUCCAAAUCCGUUGAAAGGUGACAAAUAUCUUAUUUUUUAACAUUUCAGAGCAUUUCAAUGUUACUUAAGAUAUUUCCCUCAUCCAGGCUACUAUUUACUUUUUUCAGGAACAGUUCCAUAAGUAUAUCCCCCCCCCUAGUAAUACACUCUGCUACUCCCAGCCACGACCGUUUAUAGCAUCUGGCCCCACAGUUGUCUCGAGUUUUGACAAAACUGACCUCCAGUUGAAAAGAAAGAUUACUAGACCGUCUGUCAAGGCGGUCACCGAGACAUUGUGUGGGUGUGUUGACUUUCAUUGGAUGUCAUCAAAAAAAGUCACGUGCAUCGGCCCACAACUGUGAUAUUCACAUCUGCACCAAGGCCAGCAUCAUGGUCAUAUCUCCCAAUAUGAAACAGAAUACGCUAAAUAAUUAAACUGGGGUACUCUUUAUCGGUCGGGAGGUCGUGUGUGGGUGAGGUAAAUAAUAAUGGGUACUCCCAUCUCUUCUGAGACUUGCGUGGAAGAGUAGGCCAAAUGCCCUCUAGAGAGGCCCUCUAGAAGGGAUUUGGCAAACAGCUCCAUGGAGUGGAGGCCCUUCCGCUAGCAGUCACGUGGGUGGGCAAUUCCGGGGCUGCACCUAUACCAAUUAUCCAGUGAGAAUGCAGCAAUAAAGUUUAAAUGUUGACAAACGCAUUUCAUGCACUUAGGUAGUAGAUACAUUUUUGGGGAAAAAAUGCUUUUACUUUGCCGCUACAGAUCGCAACAUAAAUAUAUAAUUUACUUCAGCGCACGUGCGAAAUUCGACAUUUAAUGGUUUAAAACAAAUGGCAGGCUUCGCUUGACCACGUGACAAUAAGCUAGUGGCUAUUACAGCACAACGAUAGCAAGUUGAUGAAAUGCCUUGAACAUCUUUUGAGUGUUUUUUUGUCGUGCUUUAGUCGUACAGAUUUGUUUGAGCCACGAAAUGGUUGUUGUUUCCGUUAUGUAAAUUCGCGUUAACAAAAAAAAUUGGUUCCGAAGAGAGGGUAGACGUUUUAAAUGUGAAACAUUUACCAUUGCUACGUACUGUCGUGUCUUUGUUUUAUGCCUCCUUUGUGUUUUUGACAAAAUAAGCAUCCAUUCAAGACGUGUUUAUGUACCAAAAUGGUCUCCAUUUCUUGGCAAAACGAACACACACUUAGCGUUAGACAAGGUGCCACGGUGCUUGGAUGAAUUCAUUAAAACCUGUGCUCGGGCAUAUAUGACUCCGCAAAAACACCCUUCACAAACUCACUGCUGCCUUUGCUUAUCCUUCAUUGGAGACAGACGUGGAAGGAAAUUAUUAAGUGAUAUAUGCAAGAAGAUUUAUUAUUAUAACACAAACAUUUUGAUAAAAACAAUGGCUUGGUGGAACGAUUUAUACAAACAGUACUUGCUAUUUUCGUAUUUGACUUGGUGCUACAGACGAAGAGAGUCCUAUUUAACGUACACGUACCGUAUUAUUGUACUUGAUGUGGUGCUUGACUUUAUAAAAGCUAAAAUGUAAAAAAUGACAUUCUAUACGCUCGUUCGCAAUCAGGCCUAUUGUAAAUUGGGUUAAAAGAGGACCGCCCUUCAGUUAGUAUGAGUAUAGUGUUUAAUAUGAAUUAUCUUUCUUUUCAGUUCCGCUAUUGAUAAAUGCAGUAAUGAAAUAUUAAUUGCGUGUUAACUGCAAGGCAUCGCUCUUUUUGCCCAAGUUCUUGUGCCUAUGUAUUGAUUGCAAACAGAUAAUGUAUCGUGCAGUUUACUGCAAUCCCAUUGUUUUUUUAUCUCAGAUAAUUAUUACUGUAAUUAUGGGUUAUUAAUUUCAGAUAUUCAUAUUGAUGUUGUAUUAAUGAUGCCUUAACAAUGUUUGCAAAAACAUUCAAAAUACUGAAAAAACACAAUUUAUGUAAAGAAUCAAGACAUCAUUUCUCUCUGCUGUAAACCUGAACAACAUUGGUUAUGCUCUUAUUGACAUAAAAUCUGAUGUGACGAGAACAUUGAAAAUCUAAAGCUAACCAGCUUUGACGCGUUUUAUUCAAUUGUUCUUCAUUAUUCAGCAAUCAAGCAGGACACUUCAUCGAAAAUUCCACUCAUGAUUGUUAUUGUGUGAAUAUUUAACAUUAAAGUUUAAUAUGCAAAGCUUAAAACACUCGCUUGGAAAAAGUUAAAAUCCAGCAUUGUUAUAUUCUAUCCAGUCUGUGUAAUUCUGAGAUGGCAUGAUAUUAAAAUCAAAUAAACAAUUGUUAACUGUA